Messenger RNA from Prosopis cineraria, 3378 nucleotides. RefSeq names its product cation-chloride cotransporter 1. Bases 242 to 3193 code for a protein of 983 amino acids. NCBI's taxonomy places the organism in Eukaryota, Viridiplantae, Streptophyta, Magnoliopsida, Fabales, Fabaceae. Gene Ontology annotation, cellular component: membrane. Gene Ontology annotation, molecular function: chloride:monoatomic cation symporter activity. The transcript is spliced from 14 exons. Gene Ontology annotation, biological process: monoatomic ion transport; transmembrane transport. The record is from RefSeq and is a predicted model, not a curated record.
CGAAAUGCAAUGCUAAUAGUAAUUUCCCAUUCUCUCAUUUUCUGACCUUUCCUCAUCGUUUCAAAGGCGCGCGUAUUUCUUGUCAUUUUCUUAUUUUUCGCUUGUAAAGGAUUCAAAUCAGAGGAAUUCGGUUUUCUUCCUCCUUUUCAUUUUCAAUUCAAAGACUCUUCUCUCCAAGUCUUAGUUUUUUCUUCUGAUUCUCUGAAGAUCUUAUACAUAAUCUUGAUCCCAGUAAGCGAAAAUGGAUAAUGGGGAUCUUGAUGGCAGUGGAGAAGAUGAGUUUCAUGGGCAGAGAGGUCGCAAGUACCGGCCCGUGUUGGACAACGAUCGUGCCGUACUUGAGAUGUCUUCCAUGGAUCCUGGAUCGUCGUCUUCUUCAUAUCCCAAUAAACCUGCUUCUCUUAAAAAAAUUAAUGUAAAUGCGAGUGCAAAUGUGGGUUCUGAUGCCAAAGAAGGGAACUCUCCUCGUCAUACACAGGCUAAUGGGAUUCAAGGGGAAUCCAAAUUGGAAUUGUUUGGUUUUGAUUCUCUUGUCAACAUUCUUGGGCUCAAAAGUAUGACUGGAGAGCAGCUUCAACAGCCAUCUAGUCCUAGAGAUGGUGAGAAUAUUUCCAUCACAGUUGGGCAGCCAAGGCCUGCUGGCCCCCAACUGGGAACAAUGAUGGGUGUAUUCAUUCCGUGCUUACAGAGCAUAUUGGGAAUUAUCUAUUACAUUCGGUUCUCUUGGAUUGUUGGUAUGGCUGGCAUAGGAGAGGCAUUAUUGCUUGUUUCUUUAUGUGGCUCUUGUACUUUUCUCACCUCAAUAUCACUGAGUGCUAUUGCAACCAAUGGUGCCAUGAAGGGUGGGGGACCAUACUAUCUCAUUGGCCGUGCCCUCGGUCCAGAAGUUGGAGUUAGCAUUGGUCUUUGUUUCUUUCUAGGGAAUGCAGUUGCUGGAGCCCUUUAUGUGUUGGGAGCCGUAGAAACAUUUUUGAAAGCAGUGCCUAAAGCUGGGAUUUUUGGAGAGACUAUCACACAAGUUAAUGGUACUGCCGUUGCAGAACCAAUACACGUUAUAAGUUCUCAUGAUAUGCAAAUUUAUGGAAUCGUUGUGACUAUUAUAUUAUGCUUUAUUGUAUUUGGAGGUGUAAAGAUGAUUAAUCGGGUUGCACCUGCUUUUCUUAUACCUGUUUUGUUCUCUCUGUCCUGCAUAUUUAUGGGGAUUUUCUUGGCAAGGAAGGAUAAGCCUGCAGAGGGAAUCACGGGAUUGAGUUUGGAGACAUUUAAAGAAAAUUGGAAUUCAGAUUAUCAAAAGACUGAUGCCAAUGGAAUUCCAGAUCCCAAUGGAUCUGUAAGCUGGGAUUUCAAUUCGUUGGUUGGACUCUUUUUCCCAGCUGUGACAGGAAUAAUGGCAGGUUCAAAUCGAUCAUCGUCUCUGAAAGAUACUCAGCGAUCAAUACCUGUUGGAACCUUAGCUGCUACUCUUUCGACUUCUUCUAUGUAUCUGAUUACUGUUUUCUUGUUUGGUUCUGUUGCUACCCGAAACAAGCUAUUAACAGAUAGGCUACUUACAGCUACUAUUGCCUGGCCUUUUCCAUCAUUAAUUAAAAUUGGGAUUAUUCUUUCAACUCUGGGUGCUGCCCUUCAGAGCUUGACAGGGGCCCCACGUUUGCUUGCAGCAAUAGCGAAUGAUGAUAUUUUACCUGUUCUUAACUACUUCAAAGUUGUGGAUGGCAGUGAGCCUCACCUUGCUACACUUUUCACUGCUCUCCUCUGUAUUGGGUGUGUCAUUAUUGGGAAUCUGGAUCUUAUCACCCCAACAAUAACUAUGUUCUUCCUUCUCUGUUAUGCGGGUGUCAACUUGUCCUGCUUCCUUCUGGAUCUUCUAGAUGCUCCUAGCUGGCGCCCUCGGUGGGCUUUUCACCACUGGAGCUUGUCACUUUUUGGUGCUUUACUUUGUGUAGUGAUCAUGUUCCUGAUCUCUUGGUCAUUCACGGUGGUGUCUUUAGCUCUUGCAAGCCUUAUAUACAAGUAUGUCAGUAUCAAAGGGAAGGCUGGGGACUGGGGAGAUGGUUUUAAAAGUGCAUAUUUCCAACUAGCACUUCGCAGCCUUAGGUCACUUGGAGCAAGCCAAGUUCACCCAAAAAAUUGGUAUCCGAUCCCUUUAAUAUUCUGCCGGCCUUGGGGCAAACUGCCAGAAAAUGUACCUUGCCAUCCCAAACUAGCAGACUUCGCUAACUGCAUGAAGAAAAAAGGUAGAGGAAUGUCUUUAUUUGUCUCUAUACUAGAUGGUGACUACCAUGAAUGUGCUGAAGAUGCCAAGGUUGCUUGUAGACAAUUAAGCACCUACAUUGAUUACAAGAAUUGUGAAGGUGUUGCCGAGAUAGUUGUAGCCCCCAAUAUGUCAGAAGGCUUUCGUGGUAUUAUACAGACUAUGGGCCUCGGCAAUCUUAAGCCGAACAUUGUCGUGAUGCGUUAUCCAGAGAUAUGGCGGCGUGAGAACUUGACGGAGAUCCCGGCCACCUUUGUUGGGAUAAUCAACGAUUGCAUUGUAGCAAACAAAGCAGUAGUCAUAGUGAAGGGUCUUGAUGAGUGGCCUAAUGAGUACCAGAAGCAGUAUGGCACAAUUGAUUUGUAUUGGAUUGUGAGAGACGGAGGAUUAAUGCUUCUUCUCUCCCAGCUUCUUCUUACGAAGAAGAGCUUUGAGAAUUGCAAGAUUCAAGUUUUUUGCAUUGCAGAGGAGGAUGCAGAUGCAGAGGUGCUGAAGGCUGAUGUGAAGAAGUUUCUGUAUGAUCUUAGGAUGCAAGCAGAGGUCUUUGUCAUCACAAUGAAAUGGGAUGCACAAAUGGAUGGUGGUGAGUCUCAGCAAGACGAAUCAUACGAAGCAUUUACCAGCGCGCAGCAAAGAAUCAGCGAUUACUUAGCUGAAAUGAGGGCGAUGAAGCGAGAUGACGCCCCUCUAAUGGCUGAUGGUAAGCCUGUGGUUGUGAAUGAGAAGCAGGUGGAGAAGUUUCUGUACACAACAAUGAAACUGAAUUCUGUGAUGUUGAAGUACUCAAGAAUGGCAGCUGUUGUGCUGGUAAGUCUGCCUCCACCUCCAUUGAACCACCCUAGUUUUUUCUAUAUGGAGUAUAUGGAUCUGUUGCUGGAGAAGGUUCCGAGGAUUUUGAUUGUAAGAGGAUACAGAAGAGAUGUUGUGACUCUAUUCACAUAGGUUAUUGGUUUUUUUUUUUUUUUUGGUGAUUUUCACAUAGAAUUUUAUUUUAGGACAGGACAUUGUAGCUUCUCAUUCAUAGAUUUUCCAUCCUACUUUUGUUUUGUAGUUCAUUCUUUAUACCACUGUUCCUGCUGAAUUGGAUUUAUUGGUUCCUAUUAUAUAUAUUCUAUAGGAGUUUUGAA